Messenger RNA from Rotaria sordida, 687 nucleotides. NCBI's taxonomy places the organism in Eukaryota, Metazoa, Rotifera, Eurotatoria, Philodinida, Philodinidae. The record is from the annotation of a GenBank genome assembly.
AUGAUUACGGCUGUCGAAGAGGCUGUUGUUGAAGCUGAUGGUGUACGAGAUUUAGUAGUGAGCGGUGAUGGUGCAUGGCUUACUCGAGGAUACUCUAGUCUUCAUGGAAUCGCUACUUUAUGUUCAACAACAGCCAAACCAAAAGUUAUAGAUACUAAUUGGUGCUCUAAAACGUGUACUAAAUGUCAAGGGGCAGAAAGCCUACGUCGUGUUAAUUUUGAUUUAUUUAAAACAUUUCAGGAGAAUCAUGAAUGUCAAUUAAAUUUUACAGGAACAUCAGGUGCAAUGGAAAAAGAAAUGAUUCGUGAAAUGUUUUGCCGAUCCUUAUCAAAAUAUAAAAUUAAAUAUAUUUCAUAUAUUGGAGAUGGUGAUGCUAAAGUCCAUAGUUUUCUAACAAGUAACUCACCAUAUCUUGGCGUAAGAUAUUAUUCUGCUGAGUGUUUUGAUCGUCUUAGUUCAAUGAGAAAACGUUUCAAUUUAAAAAUAACAAACAGACGUAAGAAAAGAACAAUAGCAACCGUAACAUCAACAACUUCUGCUGCUAAUGAUUCUUUCAGUGAAAGCGAUGAUGAAAUGUUAUUCAUGCUUAAUGAUAAAGAUUCUAUUGAUAUUACUCAAGAUUUAAUAGGAUUGGAUCUACCAGAUGACGAUACAAAUACUGACUAUGAACCUGGAGGAGAUGAUUAG